AUGUCUACCUCAAUGCUCACUCCUACAGAAGCCCUGCUUCACGUAGCAAAGUCACAUCCUUUCAGACCAGCUGUUAGAGCCUCAGGCUCACAGUGGUCCUACGCAGCCCUAUGGGCACGAAUCAGACAAAUAUCUGAUCAAAUUCAUCAUCUCGACCCUUCUGGCUCUCCAAUUGUCUUGAGGUCGACUAUGUAG
Molecule: messenger RNA, 195 nt
Organism: Serpula lacrymans var. lacrymans S7.9
Lineage: Eukaryota; Fungi; Basidiomycota; Agaricomycetes; Boletales; Serpulaceae
Exons: 2
Coding region: 1-195 (64 amino acids)
Source: RefSeq, a predicted model, not a curated record